GACCUCCGAGGUCCAAUCCAACUGUUACUCUGUUAAAUCUAGCACAAAAUCAUUUUUUUAAAAAAAGCUCAAUAUAAAGGAUGAAGAGUAAAAUAAUUUUUAUGCCCGAAUUAAAAUAAAUAUAUGCAAACCAAAGACUUGGAAAACAAAAUCCUUGCCUAAGUACUGACAAGACCGUAAUUAGGAGUUUAUUAAGUUCUGAAUCGAAUUCUUUCAUAGUUCGGUUGCAUUAUCAAAAAUUUCUAAUAACUAUCCAUGGAGUCUUAUUACAUUAAAAUAGGCCUUUAAUAUUUAUCACCAGGCUGAACAUAUAGCACUUUUCUAAAAAAAAAAAAAAUCACCUUGUGGUUUGACUUUAGCUUAGCGGCACUAUUGCCCGUUCCUUGCAAAUAUUUUUGGGAUUAGAAUGGAAAAUAAUUUUGGUACUUCCUUAAUUAUUUAGGGGAUAAACCAUCAACUGCCGCUAUUAGCUGGCUGUCCAAUUGAAAUCCUCGGAGCCCCGCCUGAAGCAGCCCGGAGUUGAUCAUGACGAAAGCGAUUAUGAUUUUCCUAACCGAUGAGAUCAUACUCAACUUCAUCCUUUUCACCCACUUCACUCCCGAAGCCUUUUCCGCCAUCUUUGCUAAGGGUCGGCAGUUUCCGUACAAUUGCUUUCAACUUGCCGUCGUCACCGCGCUGCCGCACUCGCUCUAAAAGGGAGACCCUCAUCCAAGAUGGCAUCGCUCGUUUCAGCAUCUGAAGGCGGUCCUCAAAUGGCGCCAGCAGCGCUUGCGCGUUAGAGAGCGGCUGUCGGAGAGGGGCCUGGUGAUUGCCAUCGUAUACCUGAGGAGAGAAAGCCUUGAGGUAGUCGCGGCUCUUUCGGCGACCGACGGGUCAUGGAGCCGGAUCUCGUGGAAAGAGAGGGUUGUGAUAGCAGCCACCAUGAGGGAGCCGGUAGAUCUUCCCCACCGCUGAGCGGACUCACUGCCUCUCAGCGGCGGGCCGAGAUUCGCCGGCGAAAGCUCCUGAUGAACUCGGAGGAGCGGAUCAAUCGCAUCAUGGGCUUCCAUCGGCCGAAGACGGAUGAUGAUACUCAUUCAGAAACUAAGCUUCAGCUGGAACAGGAUAAACCAAUUUCCCUUCCUGCUCCUGUUUCCAAACGGGUUGUGCUUGGUGAUUCAGUCUGCAGCUUAUCAGGAAUGGCUGACCACACAAGCAGCUUAGCAGAGCACAAAGGAGAGAAAAUAGACUUAUUUAGCAAAACUCAUGAAGUUGGUAGUGAUGGCAGCAGUGAGCUCCGGCAACGCAAUCGAGGGGAACUGUUGGACGUUCCACAGAGAGCACCACGCCAUGGAUUAGAUCAGUAUUUAUCAAGGUUUGAUGAAGCGAUGAAGCUCAGAAACCAGCUGAUGAAUGAGAAGCCAAGUCAAGAAAAUGGAAGUGUUGUGGAGGAAUUUGAUUCCUUUCACAUUUUUAGAUUGGUGGGCUGUGCACUCCUUGCCAUUGGCGUUAGAGUUUUUGUAUGCAAAUAUUUAUCAAUAUUUGCUCCAUUCCUUACCUUACAACUUGCAUAUAUGGGACUGUCAAAGUAUUUCCCCAAGAGUGAAAAGAAGACAAAAACUACAGUAUUAACUGCUGCUCUUUUACUGUCUGGAAUCCCUGCAGAAGUAAUUAGUCGUUCCAUGGACACUUACAGCAAAAUGGGAGAUGUCUUUACAGACCUUUGUGUUUAUUUCUUUACUUUCAUUUUCUGUCAUGAACUGUUUGUGUUUUUUGGCUCAGAAGUGCCAUGAUAAUAGCUGUGGGAUUCAAUACAUCAGCAGGAUUAUUUAGUCUUGAGUUCAUUCAUACCCCUCUGUAAAUAUACAAACAGGGUUAAAUGUUCAUCAGUUCUUUCUUCUUUCCUAAUUCAGUGUACUUGAAUUAUAGCUAUGAAGGAAAUGCCACAUUCCCAACUAUGAGGGUGAAUUAUUACAGGUUAGGUUUGAUAUGUGUGGUCUCAAACAUGGAAAACAGUAACAAUGUUUCAAAAGUGGGCCUUUCCUGCUACUAAGGAAGACAUUUGUUUUCUCAUUAAUUGCAGUUGCCACCUUUUACUUUAAUAUUUCUCGUUGGACAUGAAACCCCAAGACAACUGAGGUGUUGUGUGGUUGACCGAAUUACAUUUUAUGGCUUUGUUCCAGAAUUCUUGUUUGUAGAACUUACAUUGAAGCCCCUGUUAAAGAAAAGGUGGGAAAGCUAUUUUGGCCAGUUCCUCCAUUUCAUGUGCCCCUCAAAACACUGGGAUAAGUACCCUCUGCAACAUCAUAUAAAAUGGCACAGACAGUUGAAGGGGAUAAUAGGUAAUGCUUCUCUUUCUUCCUCCCAUCAGAAGCCCAUGCUUGAAUCUUGAUCUUUUCCACAAAUGGAAACGGAUCUACUGUGAAUCCAACCAGAAUUAUCUUUUAAGGUUAUUCCUCUGUGUUAAUGUAUACCACUUCAAUAUACUAGUUCAUAUUUUUGAGCAAGUGGCAUAUGCUGAUAAAAAUGCUGAUAAACUUCAGAAGUUUCUGGUUUUAGGAAUGUAAUUAGACUGGGUCAAAUUGUUUUUUUGUCUUCAUUACAGGUGGUAAUGUUCUGUUAAUAUAGAAAGGUGAAUUUAAUAACAGCAGCGCAAUCUAACUUAACAUUUAUAUACGUUCCCAUUUGAAUUGAAAUCUUGCUGUUGUUUACAUGAAUUUUGAAUAUGCUGCAUUAAAUGGACACUGCAGAUUGAAAAACUGGUCUUUGGAUUAUUAGCCCUUUGAGUAGUUAAGUGUCACCAGUUUUAUUCAUCUCUGACUUUUCAGUCAAUCUUAGAUUUUUUUUCUUUGUACUACAAGUUAUGUCAAGCCUCGGUAUCUUAUUCCAUAUAUUUUCUUUUCAAAAAUAUGUGCAUGUGAUGUUUAGCAUCUUUACCUAAACACCAAGGUAUAUUGCAGCUCAAGUAGGUGCAAAUUAGUAUUUUACCCCAAUGUUAGUCAAGUGUUUAAUAUGCAUAAUAUUUUAGAAAACAGCAAAGAAUACAGUCUGUUUAUAUUAGAAUGCUAAUUUAAAAAUAUAUCAUAUAAAUUGGUUCUUAUAAACACAUCUGAAAACAAUUACUUGAAGUAUCUUUCACUAAACUUAGCAAAGAUGUUCCUUUUUGAAAUAUUUUAUUUCUUGGCCUUCUCCACAGUCAAGCCUUAACAUAGUUUUAAAAUUGGUAGCCUUUUUUGUUUUGUAUUUAUACAAGCAAUUUACCACAUGUUUUCAUCUCACAUUAUGUAGCCAAUCAUAAUGACUAUAAAUCAUAAAAUAUGGCAGACUUUAUUAGUUGAUCUUAAUUUGCAUUAGAUUUUAUGACUCCGUUACGAGCUGAAGAUGUGUCAUGUAUUUGCAAUCCUUUCUUAUAUUACAGUUCUUCCCUACAUCUUGUCACUUACAUAUAUGUAGCCCAUUCUCAGUACCCAUAAGUGGUUCUGUCUUCCAAAGAUUUGAAAUUAGGAUAGAAAUUAUACAGUGGAAUAUUUUUAUUAUUCUAAAAAAUUACAUUAUUUUUUUCUUGGAUUUUAAUUUUUGAAGUGUCUGCUGUCAGGUAGCUUGACUUAACUGGAAAUUUCCUUUGCUUUGUCUAUGAUUAUUACAGAUAAUUUAAUUUUACAGACUAAAGACACGGUUGGGUUUUUAAAUAUCUGAUAGAAAGUUAAAUUGGUUUUUCCUUUAUAAUGGACUCAUAAGUUUCCUUACAUUAUAAUUUCAGUGAUUGCAUUUACUGAACCAAAUUUUACCACUGCUCAAUGGAAAAAGUGUUUUGGAGAGUAAGUCAUGGCUGAAAUACAUAGAAAGAAAUGGGCAUGUUUUGGCAAUGCAGUCUCAUUUAAUUUAAAAAAUAAAUUUGUCUCUUUACAACAUGAACUAUGAUGGAAAUACUACCUUGGAAAAAGUCUAUUUUUAAGUUUUUACUCUGCACAUUUAAUUUUUCUAAAUUCCUAUAAUUCCUAUUUUUGAUGAUGGACCUUCAAAUAUUGAUAAAAUAGCAUAAAUCUAAGAUCUUGUUUGAUAUAUUUUUACUUCGAAAAGCAGAUGUAAAGUAUACAACUAUCAAUCCCAACUCUUGAUAUUUUGAUAGUAUCUCAGGCAUUUUUGCCCAAUGCCUGCCAUGGUAAAUAUGGUCCAUUACAAAAUUUCAUUUCUGACAGUGAAAUCUUAUCCAAGACCCAGGUACAGGAUAAAGUGUGUUUUUGGAUAGUGAUUCUAGAAGAUGCACUCAUUCCACAGAAGAUAAAACAGAUAAAAAUAAGAAAAUUAAUGGCCAACACAUUAAGAUGGAAAUCUGCAUAUUUUUCCCAAAUGCCUACUCCAUAAAAACAAAAAUUUUGAUGUUCUAAAACCCACCACUACAAAACAUUUAUUCACCCAUCUACACUUUUUUUUAAGAAAAAGGGGUAGAAAACAUGUCAUAAACAAGAUUUGGGUUUAAAAAAAAUCAAAUCUAUAGGUACCACAUUGAAAAAUGUGUAAAAUAUCCUCUUAAAUGUGGCUCCUUUCUAAGGAAAUUGCUGGCAUCACUAUAUUUGCAGGUUUUUUGGCAUCCUUAUUUUUAAUAUAUUUUACGUAUUUAAAUGCAAAUAGGAAAAUCAUUGGGCAGAGAGCCUGAUAGUUUAAAAGUAAAUUUCUCCAAGCACAAUGAAGAAGCAGCUCUCCUGUGCUGUCUAAAAAUACGUAUAUGAUGAAAAUAAUAAGCUGCUUUGUGUGUUUCCUUUUCCACAAUUUGGACUUUCUUUGUAAAAAUAUCACAUUGUUGCAAUUGUUGCAUUGAUUCUGUUAAAUGCAUUGAAGCUAUAUAUGUUACAAUUAUUUAUGCUUUGGUAUUACUUGAAUAUACAUUAAAAUGUCUGCAAAGAUCA
Molecule: messenger RNA, 4886 nt
Organism: Crotalus tigris (Tiger rattlesnake)
Lineage: Eukaryota; Metazoa; Chordata; Lepidosauria; Squamata; Viperidae
Gene: CAMLG
Product: calcium modulating ligand
Exons: 4
Coding region: 876-1772 (298 amino acids)
Biological process (GO): tail-anchored membrane protein insertion into ER membrane
Cellular component (GO): GET complex
Source: RefSeq, a predicted model, not a curated record